AUGGGUGAAAAACUUUUGUAUAGAACGCACCUCAUAUCAGUAACGGGACGUCACAUCGUCCCGGCGCCCGGGCGGGGCAUGUCGCGCGUCGCGCCGACGCCGACCCCCGCGCCGCCGCGCCGCACCGCGCGCGUACCGUCCACGUCGACGCGCGCGAGCGCGCGCGUCGAGGCGAUGGCGUCGAGCUCCGCGUCGGCGCGGUUCGCGACGGUCGCGACCGGGAUCGUCCCGCCGCUCCCGGACGACGACGCCGACGCCGACGCCGAGCUCGACGUCGCGCCGGACGACGGGAGGUGGAACCUCGCCAAGGCGACGCUCGCGGCGUUCCCGGAGCGAUACCCGACGCUCACCGCGGCGAGGAAGGCGGUCCGGAGAGGCGAGCUCAGGGUGGACGGCGUCCCGCGAAAGGGCGACUACCGCGUCGCCGCCGGCGCCGCCGUCUCCGUCGUCGCGCGCGUCUCGAGCGGCGACGCGCUCGACGUCCGCGACCUCCCGAGCGACCUCCCGCGGCUCGAGAUCGCGUACGAGGACAAUCACAUGGCGGUGAUCGUCAAGCCGGAGGGGAUGCCGAGCGUGGGGGACGGCGCGUGGAACGCGGAGCGCGCGCUGCCGUAUUACCUUCGGGAGACGCGUCGCGUCGAGGGGGCGCUGAGUCGCCCGCGUCCGGUGCAUCGGCUGGACGCCGCGACGUCCGGUCUGCUCGUGUGCGCGAAGACGCGACUCGCGAUGACGUCGCUGUCGGUCGCGUUCGCGCGGCGCGAGCCGAAGAAGCGAUACCGAGCCGUGCUCGCGGGCGCGGCGGGCGGCUGGGAGUCCGGAAGCGAAGGCGUCGCGGACGCGCCGUUGGAGGGGAAGCCGUGCGUCACGCGGUGGCGCGUCGACCGCGUCGCGCCGUGCUCGAGGCACGGGCGCGUGACGUUGAUGGACUUCGCCCCGGAGACGGGCCGCACGCAUCAGCUCAGGAGGCACGCGGCGGAGAGCUUGAGGUGUCCGAUCGUCGGGGAUUUUAGGUAUACCAAAAAGAGCGACGACGCGUUCGGCGGGUUGGACGACCGCGACGGACUGUUCCUCGCGGCGGUGGAGAUAUCGCUCCCGCCGAGCGCGACGCCCUGGAUCAAUCGGGGUGGAGAGGGGGCUUUCGCGGGGGAGGGGGAGGGGGGCGAUGACGACGACGACGACGACGGGUGGUUGCGCGUGCGCAUCGACGACCCGGAGAAGUUCGCGAGAAGGCUCGGGGGCGUCGUCGUCGCGUAA
This is a messenger RNA of Micromonas pusilla CCMP1545, 1254 nucleotides long. RefSeq lists its product as uncharacterized. NCBI's taxonomy places the organism in Eukaryota, Viridiplantae, Chlorophyta, Mamiellophyceae, Mamiellales, Mamiellaceae. The coding region runs from base 1 to 1254 and encodes 417 amino acids. Gene Ontology annotation, molecular function: pseudouridine synthase activity; RNA binding. Gene Ontology annotation, biological process: pseudouridine synthesis. The record is from RefSeq and is a predicted model, not a curated record. The transcript has a single exon.